Messenger RNA from Letharia lupina, 684 nucleotides. RefSeq lists its product as uncharacterized. The transcript has 3 exons. The record is from RefSeq and is a predicted model, not a curated record. NCBI's taxonomy places the organism in Eukaryota, Fungi, Ascomycota, Lecanoromycetes, Lecanorales, Parmeliaceae. The coding region runs from base 1 to 684 and encodes 227 amino acids.
AUGUUCACUCCCACAAGCAGGCAAUGGUUAAGCGUUCUUCGCCUUACGCCGAUAAUACUCGGUUCGAUCCUGCUCUUCGCCUGUACCGACUUAGGUUUGGCCAUCGCCUACGCCAAACAGCUCUUCAACGCUCCGCUGGAUGAAAGUAAGUGGGACUAUACUAGAGACAGGCGGUGGUCCACUGCCUGGUUUCUCCUCUACUCCGGAUUCUUCCCAUUCCUCAGCGUUACUCACAUCACCGUCGAUGCCGCGCUCUUCUUCUUUGCGCAGCUUAACCCUAUCUGCACUCUCACAUUUUCGAUUCUGCUGUCCCUCGGCUGGAUCAUUCAACUUUCCUUCUGGUGUCAUUGCGACUAUGGCCCAGACUCUAACACAUGCUACCAAUUCUAUAUCAUGGGAGACCAGCACUCCGAUAUGAAUAGUAGCCUGAGUGGGGUCUCCGGAGGAAUCACGGGUGCGAAGGUGAUUUUUGGAAUGAUUGUGCUUGUUCUGUAUAUUGCGUAUCUGACACUCGCCGCGACCGCAGUGGAAAACAUGAGAAGAACGGGUCAUGUUAGGAUAGAUGACCAAGAGGAGCAAGGGCUAGAGGAUGGCUAUUCGAUAGAGAACAGACAUUUAGCCUCUCAUUCGGUCGAGCACCUCAGGAGUCUAGGCAGUCUCUUGAGAGGAGGCACGGGCGUGUGA